Microthlaspi erraticum is the source of this 1464-nucleotide messenger RNA. NCBI's taxonomy places the organism in Eukaryota, Viridiplantae, Streptophyta, Magnoliopsida, Brassicales, Brassicaceae. The record is from the annotation of a GenBank genome assembly.
AUGGAGUCCGUCGCUCUCUCCCGCAUUGGUCUCGCCGGUCUCGCCGUCAUGGGCCAGAACCUCGCCCUGAACAUCGCCGAGAAAGGAUUCCCGAUCUCCGUCUACAACCGAACCACCUCAAAAGUCGACGAAACCUUAGAUCGUGCCGCCGCAGAAGGGAAACUCCCAGUGGCAGGGCAAUACUCCCCUCGCGAUUUCGUGCUCUCGAUUCAGAAGCCUAGAUCCGUCAUCAUCCUCGUCAAAGCCGGAGCCCCCGUUGACCAGACCAUCGCCGCGCUCUCCGAAUACAUGGAGCCCGGCGAUUGCAUCAUCGACGGCGGAAACGAGUGGUAUCAGAACACGGAGCGACGAAUCGUGGAGGCGGAGCAGAAAGGAUUGCUGUAUUUGGGUAUGGGAGUGUCCGGUGGCGAGGAAGGAGCUCGUAACGGCCCCUCGCUCAUGCCAGGUGGAUCUCUCCAGGCGUAUAACAACGUCAAGGACAUUCUCGGGAAAGUCGCUGCUCAAGUCGAGGAUGGUCCUUGCGUGACUUACAUCGGAGAAGGCGGAUCCGGGAAUUUCGUGAAAAUGGUUCACAACGGGAUCGAAUACGGCGAUAUGCAGCUGAUUUCGGAGGCUUACGACGUGUUGAAGAACGUCGGAGGUCUGAGCAACGACGAGCUCGCGGAGAUCUUCACGGAGUGGAACCGAGGUGAGCUCGAGAGCUUCUUGGUUGAGAUUACGUCUGAUAUAUUUAGGGUUAAGGAUGAUUACGGUGAUGGAGAGCUGGUGGAUAAGAUUCUGGAUAAGACUGGCAUGAAAGGUACCGGGAAAUGGACUGUUCAGCAGGCGGCUGAGCUCUCUGUGGCGGCGCCGACAAUCGCUGCGUCGUUGGACUGUAGGUACUUGAGUGGAUUGAAGGAUGAGAGGGAGAAUGCAGCCAGAGUGCUGGAAGAAGCUGGACUGAAGGAGGAGAUUGGCUCUGCAUCGCAUGGGGUUGAUAAGAAGAGGUUAAUUGAUGAUGUGAGGCAGGCUUUGUACGCUUCUAAGAUAUGCAGUUAUGCUCAGGGGAUGAAUCUGCUUAGGGCUAAGAGCUUGGAGAAAGGUUGGAACUUGGAUCUUGGUGAGAUGGCUAGGAUCUGGAAAGGCGGGUGUAUCAUCAGGGCGGUUUUCUUGGACAGGAUCAAGAAGGCUUACCAGAGAAACUCGAAUCUGGCGAAUCUAGUGGUUGAUCCUGAUUUUGCUAAGGAGAUGGUUCAGAGGCAAGCUGCGUGGAGGAGAGUGGUGGGUUUGGCCAUCUCUGCUGGGAUAAGCACGCCGGGAAUGUGCGCGAGUCUUGCCUACUUUGACACUUACAGGCGUGCGAGAUUACCUGCGAAUCUGGUUCAGGCGCAGAGGGAUCUCUUUGGAGCUCAUACUUAUGAGAGAACAGAUCGUCCUGGUGCGUACCACACUGAGUGGACUAAGCUUGCAAGGAAGAGCAAUUAG